AUGCUGGUGCCGGAUGCAGAGAGGGCCCACUCCGCACGCCAAUGCGAGCAGCUUCCCUACCCAUGGACUUCCCACCGGCAGGGCCUCUUGGAGGGGCAUCCCAUGCCCUGCAGGGCGCCCGAAGCGGCGUGGGAGGCCUCCGGCAACGGCCAGCAAGGAGAGGCGGCGGCCCCGCUGCCAAGCCCAGAAGAGAGCAGCGCGCUGCCACAGCCGCGAAGAAGGAGCUAUUGGCAACCAAAGAAGAAGCCAACAGCCAGGCUGCUGAGGUGCGUAAAGCCGCAGGAGCUGCAGGUAGCCACGCCGCGACCCUCCACAUCAGCCGCCGUCGAGAGGCCCCCCCAGGGCGUGGCCACGCCUCCGGCGACCGCCAGGAGGCCCACUUCUUUGGGCCCACAGACGCCGCUUCCCCCACGGCCUGCGACCCGCGCGGGCGAGACGCCCAUGUCUCCGAAGCCCACGCUGGCCGCCAAAGGAAAGCAGGCCUACGAAGAAGAGCAGACGUCGUCGCCCAGGUGCAACGACAUCCAGGUCUGCUUGGACCAGUGCCUGGUGCGACACAUCAGGCAGCUCGAAAACAGAGCUUCACAGGCGCUCAACCGCAAGACGGAGGAGAACAAGCUCACACUCAAGCAGAAGGAGAUCGACGAACGCCGCCAGCGCGUGGCGAAGCUGAGAGAGAAUGCUGACUUCCUGGUCAAGCAAAUGGAGGACCGCCAAGCCCGCCGGAAGCAGGACGCUGCGGAACGCGCCGAGAGUUUCACCACGACUUCGACGAAGUCAACUCCGCGCAAGGCAGGCGUUUCGGAGCACCGGCGAGAUUUGCUGACCUCCAACCUUAAGGAGGAGUGCGCCUCGCAGAUUUCCGACGACCUCCUGCAGGACAAGUUGCUGGCAGGCCGACCUCGGCCCGCAACGGUGCUGGGAACCCACGAGGCGAGAUCAGAGCUUCACAGCUGCCUCACUUCGCAGAUCGAGGCGAAGCGCCUGAAGCGCGAAGCCAACCGCAAGCAGCAGCUGGAGGAGGAGGUGUCGAUGUUGAAGCUGGAAGCGCAAGACAUUGUGCGCCAGAGCCAGCUCGAGCAGGCGCCGGAUUCCAGCAAUGGGCACGGCGGCAUCAUGAAGCGGGAGAUCGCCCUCCUGCUCACGUGGCUCGUGCCAUCCCUGGCCACUUCUUGCCCGGCCAUCGCUUACCACGCCGGUGAGAAGACCUGCGAUUCGUCCAAAUGGGUCUGCCGUAUUAUGUGCUCGCAGGACAUGCUGCCGAACGCGAAAAGCGCCAACUGGUGCCUGGCGAAGCACUGUGCCAGCACGUCCAAGCGGCACAAACACAUCGUGGAGGGCAUGAUGGCCGCCGGACAAGAUUUCUGUUCUCGGGACCUUUGCUUCAUCCAGGAGUCUGAAGCGACGGGCUUGCUGCAGAAACCCAGCCGGGAAGGCACGCUCUCGGCGGCCCAGGUGAAUGCUACAAAGCGGGGGGGCUGCCUGACGGAAGGCGACGUGUGCUCGGGCUUCUGCGAGGCGUUGGGAGCAGCAGGGGACAGCCACUGCCUGUCCAAGUGCACCGACUGCGUGGAUGUCAUCGUGGAUGCUUUGGGCGAGUACUGCGACUCAUGCGCAGGGGGCGACUACAAGACCACCGAGAAGCCCACGACCACCGAGGAGGAAACCACCACCGAGGAGCCCACGACCACCGAGGAGGAAACCACCACCGAGGAGCCAACCACCACCGCGAAGCAAUACAAAACCACGACUACCGAGGAGCCAACCACCACCACCGUGAAGCAGUACAAAACCACGACCACCGAGGAGCCAACCACCACCACCGUGAAGCAGUACAAAACCACGACCACCGAGGAGUCAACCACCACCGAGGACGACGAUGGUGACGGAGGCCGACGCCGCCGCAAGGACGACGAUGGCGGCAAGGAUGAUGAUGGUGAUGGAGGCCGUCGCCGCCGCAAGUACGAUGACGAUGGCAAGGAUGGAGGCCGCCGCCGCAAGUACGAUGACGAUGGCACGGACGGAGGCCGCCGCCGCAAAUCCGAUGACGAUGGCAAGGAUGGAGGGCGCCGCCGCAAGUACGAUGACGAUGGCACGGAUGGAGGCCGCCGCCGCAAGUACGAUGACGAUGGCACGGAUGGAGGCCGCCGCCGCAAGUCCGAUGACGAUGGCAAGGAUGGAGGCCGCCGCCGCAAGUACGAUGACGAUGGCACGGAUGGAGGCCGCCGCCGCAAGUACGAUGACGAUGGCACGGAUGGAGGGCGCCGCCGGAAGUACGAUGACGAUGGCACGGAUGGAGGCCGCCGCCGAAAGUCCGAUGACGAUGGCGCGGACGGAGGCCGCCGGCGCAAGUACGAUGACGAUGGCAAGGACGGAGGCCGCCGCCGUCGCAAGUCCGAUGAUGAUGGCAGCAAGCCUGUUUACUUUAGCUCCUAG
This is a messenger RNA of Symbiodinium natans, 2436 nucleotides long. Lineage: Eukaryota; Dinophyceae; Suessiales; Symbiodiniaceae. The record is from the annotation of a GenBank genome assembly.